Molecule: messenger RNA, 2877 nt
Organism: Trichobilharzia szidati
Lineage: Eukaryota; Metazoa; Platyhelminthes; Trematoda; Strigeidida; Schistosomatidae
Source: the annotation of a GenBank genome assembly
AUGAACUAUGAACGAUCAUAUAACAAAAAGGGACUUUUAGAAAACAGUCGAAAUGUAAGAAGCUCUUAUGUGAAUAAAACAUACUCUUCUUUACCAAAGUAUGAUACUGACAAAGUGAAAUCAUCUGUCAAGUGUAGUUCAGUAGGACGACCUACAAACAAAGCAUCAGAAUUAAGGAUUCAAGCUUUCAAAAAAAAUAACACACCUAGACACCAGUCAGAUAUUGCAACGAACAAACAGUAUCCUAAAAGAAUUCCUUCUACAAGCUUACGAACUAAUUCUAAAUUAUACAGAAGUUUCUCAACGGAUACUCGUAAAGAAACCUCUAAACAGCCUUUAAGAAAUCAGAUUAAUCCAAAUAUGAAAGAAGCAAAUAAGAGUAAAAUUCCUAUCCAAAAUAUACUUGAUAUAGGCGCAUAUGCAAGGUCACCAAGUCAAAUAAAAAUUCCAUGUGAUAUUCCUUUGACAAAAUCUUUAAAAACUGGUGAUCAUGUUGAAGUGUUUAGUAGUGAAUUAAAAAAUCAGCCUAUUGAAAGAAGUGAUCCACAAUUUGAAGGAUAUGAAUGUAAUGGAUUUACAGUUUCAGGAAAAGGUGAAUACAUAGCCAGUCCAAUUCAACCAGAUAUGAGAAACAAAACUACUUCAUUGCCAUACCACCAUCGCAAUCAACAACAAAAUCAUCCAUCGUAUUCUAAUACAAAUUUACGUAGUCAAUCAACACCAUUAGUAAAAGAUGAAUGUCAGUGUAGUCAGUUAUCUAGACAAGGUAGUUUUAAAAUUAGUCAACUGCAUAAAGAAGUACAAACUUAUUCUUUAUCAGAAUGGAGACAAGGUAGUGAUAUUAAUAGUUGUACAUCACUAGAUACUAAUUUCUUCAAACAAACUACUGGUGAGCAUACAAAAGAGAGAACAAGUAUGCAUGAUAAGUGUGUUAGUACUCAUGAAGAGAAAAAGUCUUCUUCAUCGACUAUUUUUCAGAAAAUAAAGAAUGAUCUCACCUCCUUUGAUAAAGAUGAAUGUAAUCUAUCAAACAAAAGUAUUUCUUAUGAAUUUGAUGAAAUUUUAUCGAAAUCAAUUAACAAAAAGCAUAGUAUAAAAAAACAAAAUAUAAAACAUGAAGGCGGUAUAAAUAAAUCGAAUUCAGAAGAGUCAAGUUCAUAUACUCCUGCAUAUCGUAAAAAAAUUCAUAAACUUCUUACAUGCCUUCGUAGGCAUCCACUACCUAUGCAUAUAAAAUCGAAUAUUCUUAAUGAGAAAAAAGAAGACUCAACUAAUCUUUUCUCUCAUCAUGAUACUAAUCAAACACAGACAAAUUAUUCAGAUAAAAUGAAUAACCCAAAGUGUUCUGAUGAAGUAAACUCUAUGGAUAAUAAAGAUUUAAGAAAGGCUAAACAAUGCAAACAGACAUCAAUACGACAAAAAUUAAGAUGUCGUAGUAUAUUAGCACAUUAUGCAUUAACUUAUAAUCAUAUGCUAAGAAGACUAAAUCGACAAAUAACAGGAUUAUAUAAUCAACAUGAUCAAGGUGUUCAUGAAGUACAAAGAGAAUUUUAUACAAUUCGUAAACGUUUAACUGAUAUUUCCGAUCAAGUGGAUAAUAUCUGUCAUUGUUUAACUGAUCAUAAAAUAGUAUUAGAUACAUUAACAAGAGCUGUAGAGUCUAGUAAAUCAAUUUAUAAUUGUAAUAAUCGUUUAACUGAUAGUAAAUAUAACGAUUUAAAGAUUGAUAAUAAUGAUAAUGAUAACACUAAUAAGCAUUCUCCGACUAUAACAAUUAUUAAUAAUGCUGACGGUGAAACUGACUGGAUUGAUUCAGAUACUGGAGAUGAUCAUACAGAGAUUUGUACAGGACAAAGUAUUGGUACAAGUUUUAAAUAUUUGCCAACAGUAAGUAAAGAUAUUGAAAAAGUUGUCAAUGAUACAAUGAAGCAUAACAAAGGCAGUAAAACUAAUCUAUCAUCGGAAGAGUAUACAAUAAUAACAGAAAAUAAUUCAAAUAUAUCAAAUCAAUCGAAUAAUGUUUCAGAAAAUAAUAAAAAGCAUCAUGAAGAAAGUUGUACUUCAGUGACAUCAAAUAAUAAUAAUAAUACACAAAUUCUUGGUGUCAUAUCGUUAAACAAUAAUAAAACAGGUGAAUGUUCAAGUCAUGGAUACGAUUAUCAUGAUAUUGACAGUCAAACUGAAAUACUUAUCAAUAAAGAUAUCAUUUCUAGUAAUUCACCGACUUCAUCACCGCCUACGCUUACUUAUAUGCAACAAAAUAAUACUGAUGAGAAUAGAAAUGAACAGAAAGCAUUGCAACAUUACUAUCGUCUAGCUUAUAUAAGUAGUCAAGAUGUACGCACUUCUUCAGAAUUAAUACAUACCUCAACAAUAAGUAGUAAUAAUCUAAGCAUGCAGGAUAAUAAAAUACAUGUUAAAAGUAAUAAUCGUUUAAUAAACAGUAAUAAUAAAUCAUUGACUCAUAUGAAUAAAACUACAAAACUACAUCAAGUUACUUCAUUUGAAAAGCCAGUACACCGAUAUAACAAUAAUUCUUUCAGUAUAUUACCCUGUUCAACUAAUUCACCCGGUAUACCAGUUGCGUGUAAACGAAAUCAAGCAUUAGACGUGUCUAAAUUAGGUAAAGUAACAACAAUGAUCAAUCAAGAGAAGAAUUCUGGACAAUAUUCACCAAAGAAAAAUUGUAAAUUAUUGAAUAAACAAAACCAGAAUAGCUUUAGAAAGAAUUCAACAAAUAGACUGAAAGCAAAGUUAAACAAUAACAAUCAAACCGAUAUUCAUGAAUGUAAGUCGCAAAUUGUAAAUCCGAUGAAUAACAGAAAUACAACUACUGCAUGUAAAAGUGAUUUACGUAAUCCUUGUAAAAACAAGUAA